AUGUUGGCGCCAAUUCGUACCAGUGUGAGCCGCACUGUUGCUCGAUCUUCUUCGUCUUCUGUUGGUCGUUUAUCAGCUGGAAUUGGUGCUCGUCGUACUUUGGUUACCAAAGAAGAAAGAUGGGAUUUAAACACAAUCAAACAGGCAAACGAACAAAAUUUAAUUCCUGAUGAAAGUGGAAAAGGUGGAUCUGAUUUAACUUCUUCCAUUCCAAGUUUGGAAGCAAGAUGGGCACAAUUAUCAAAAGAGGAACAAUACGGCAUCUUUCGUCAUUUGGAAGAAUUGCAACGUAAGGAUUGGAAAGAACUAUCGGUAGACCAAAAGAAAGCAGCAUACUUUAUCUCUUUCGGUCCUCAUGGUCCCCGUAAAGCAAUCACCCAACCCGGACAAGCAAUGCGUACAAUGGUCGGUGUUUCCGCCAUCGUUGGUGCUACUGUUGCAGUCUUCUUCGGAAUCAGACACUUCGCUGCUCCACCACCAAAGACAAUGACCAAGGAAUACCAAGAUGCAAUGACCGAAAAGGCAAGAGAAGAGAAAUUGAACCCAAUCUCCGGUAUUUCUUCAGAAGGAUACAAAGGAAAAGGAUACGAACAAAAAUCAUUAGCUUAA
This is a messenger RNA of Meira miltonrushii, 609 nucleotides long. Its product is annotated as cytochrome c oxidase subunit IV. The record is from RefSeq and is a predicted model, not a curated record. The coding region runs from base 1 to 609 and encodes 202 amino acids. Gene Ontology annotation, biological process: mitochondrial electron transport, cytochrome c to oxygen. The transcript has 2 exons. Lineage: Eukaryota; Fungi; Basidiomycota; Exobasidiomycetes; Exobasidiales; Brachybasidiaceae.